Molecule: messenger RNA, 1443 nt
Organism: Hyla sarda
Lineage: Eukaryota; Metazoa; Chordata; Amphibia; Anura; Hylidae
Gene: SSB
Product: small RNA binding exonuclease protection factor La
Exons: 12
Coding region: 160-1401 (413 amino acids)
Biological process (GO): positive regulation of translation; RNA processing
Cellular component (GO): cytosol; ribonucleoprotein complex; cytoplasmic stress granule
Molecular function (GO): RNA binding
Source: RefSeq, a predicted model, not a curated record
ACAGGAGUCGCUAGGAGGGUGUGCUAGCUGCUGCAUGCCGGGAGGGGGCGGUGCUGAUCCGGCUCUUCCUUUAAAUCAGCGCGUCAUUCAGCUGUUAGGGCCGAGCAGCGUGUGACUAUAGACCCGGAGGACGGCGGCGUGUACAGGUUAGGUUUUGAAAUGGCUGAAAACGGGGACAACGAACAAGUGCAAGACUUUGAUACAAAGAUCUCUGAGCAGGUUGAGUACUAUUUUGGGGACCAUAAUCUUCCAAGAGACAAGUUCUUGAAGGAACAAAUGUCCCUCGAUGACGGAUGGGUGCCCUUAGAGACCAUGAUUAAGUUUAACCGGUUGAGUAAAUUAACCACAGAUUUUGGCAAGAUCAUAGAGGCACUUAAAAAAUCCAAGACGGGACUGAUCCAGAUCGAUGAGGAGAAAAAUAAAAUUAGACGGUCGCCUGAGAAGCCCUUACCUGAAGUCACAGAAGAGUACAAGAAUGCUCUAAAAACCCGAUCAGUCUACAUUAAAGGAUUUCAGCCUGAUACAACCCUGGAUGAGAUAAAAGAAUGGCUUGAAGGCAAGGGUCCAAUUCAGAACAUUCAAAUGAGACGGACACUUCAGAAGACAUUUAAGGGUUCCAUAUUUCUUGUAUUUGAUACUGAAGAGGCUACAAAAAAGUUUUUGGAAAAUCGAGAUCUCAAAUUCAAAGAGGCUGACAUGAUCAUAUUGUCAAAGGCUGAAUACUUUGCCAAGAAAAAUGAAGAGAGGAAGGACAAUAAAUCUGCCAAAGCAAAGUCUAAAGAGGAUAAGGCAAAUGCUCAGAAGCAAGCAGAGGAAGCUGAAAUGAAAUCCUUAGAGGAACAGACCGGCUGCCUCCUAAAAUUCUCAGGUGAACUGGACAACAUGACUUCUAGAGAAGAUAUCCAUGCGUUAUUUCAGAGCCAUGGGGAAAUAAAGUGGAUUGAUUUUAGCAGAGGAGCGAAGGAGGGAAUUAUAUUGUUUAAAAGUAAUGCAAAAGAGGCACUGGAAAAGGCCAAAGCGGCAAAUGAUGACAGCUUACAGCUGAAGGAGAAGGAUGUGAACUGGGAACUUCUUGAGGGUGAUGUGGAGAAAGAUGCAUUAAAGAAAAUCAUGGAAGACCAACAAGAAUCUUACAAUAGGUGGAAAGGAAAAGGUGGGAAGAGAGGAAAAGGAAGGGGUGGAAGAAGCCAUGAUUCGUCCAGAAAGAGGAUACAGUUCCAGGGCAAAAAGAAGAAAUUUGACAGCAGUGAUGAAGAGGACAUGGAAGAAACCGAAAAGACUGUUUCUACAUCUGAUGGUAAAAAUGGGACGGACUCAUCGGGAAGUCCAAAGAAGAGGCAGCUGGAGGAAAAGUCCACAGAUGGACCAGAGCCAAAGCAGCAGAAAACUGAAGAUCCGUAAGCUGCUGCUGCGUUUUAGAUGCUCAUUUUUUCUUUUUUUUUU